AGCAGUCAGCACUCAGCUGUGUAGAUCUUGGAUUCAUGUCUUGAAACAAAAACAUUACAAUAAAUAAUAUUAAUGAUAAUUAAUUGAUAAACUGCUUCCGUUUUAAUGAACAGUUAGCCUAUUACAAUAAAAUGUUUCAUUUAUCGUUAGUGAAACAAUUUACACGGCUAGCGAUUGCUGCACCCAAAAUUCCAUCAACUGCUAAAAACAUUAGCACUGCAUCAGCCUUACAAUUUAAAAUUUCUAAUCAAUUAUGGGCUGAGCCUAUGAAGAAGAAGAAAAAAAUGGAUCCAGCUAUAAUAAAAGCUAGAGAGGAGAGGAGAAGGAAAAAAUUAGAGAAACAAAUUCGAAGAUUGGAAAAAAAUGCAAAACAACUGAAGCCAAUUGAUGAAUGUGAACCACCUCUUCAUGUUCUUGAUAACAUAGGAAAACGAAGACGCCCUGUAGUUAAAUUAUCAAUAGAACAAAUUGAAGAUCGGGCUUUGCUAAAUAAGGAUUGGUGCAGAUAUAAAAGACAGGAGUACAUGGCUAAUGUGGCACAAGUUGAUAGAAUAAUGAGGGCCCAGAAAAGAGCACUAGAUCAGCUUUAUGAAGUCUCUGAAGAGUUGUAUAAUGAAGCAAUAAUGCCUGAUCUGCAAUUAAUUCCAUACACAAUCGAUGGAACAUAUGCCACACCACCAAUUAAGAAGUAUGAUUCACCUGAUGGAGAAUAUGUAGAUGUUUCAAAGAAAUGGGGCAAUUAAAGUGUUUUUAAUAUAGAACUGUAUUUUGUAGGUAAUAAAUUUUAAACAAUU
This is a messenger RNA of Pieris napi, 794 nucleotides long. It is a transcript of the gene mRpL40, whose product is annotated as 39S ribosomal protein L40, mitochondrial. The record is from RefSeq and is a predicted model, not a curated record. Bases 132 to 743 code for a protein of 203 amino acids. Gene Ontology annotation, cellular component: mitochondrial large ribosomal subunit; mitochondrial ribosome. NCBI's taxonomy places the organism in Eukaryota, Metazoa, Arthropoda, Insecta, Lepidoptera, Pieridae. The transcript is spliced from 5 exons.